Molecule: messenger RNA, 1235 nt
Organism: Capsicum annuum
Lineage: Eukaryota; Viridiplantae; Streptophyta; Magnoliopsida; Solanales; Solanaceae
Product: GDSL esterase/lipase At5g45920
Exons: 5
Coding region: 138-716 (192 amino acids)
Molecular function (GO): hydrolase activity, acting on ester bonds
Source: RefSeq, a predicted model, not a curated record
CCUUACUACAACCAAUCAUCACUCUUCUAUAUUUAGCCCAUUACUUUUUCAGUUUCACUUCAUCCCAAAAUUCUUCUUCCUCUUUCUCCCUCUCCCUUUUCACUUCAAUCUCGUCAUUCCAAAAGGAAAAUAGAAAAAUGAGACCAAAGAUUUAUCUGUUUGGAGAUUCCAUCACUGAAAUGUCCUUUGAACACGGUGGCUGGGGUGCUUCUCUUGUCAACCACUUCAAUCGCACCGUGGAUGUGGUGUUAAGAGGGUAUAGUGGGUAUAACACAAGAUGGGGAUUGAAGGUGUUGGAUAAAGUGUUUGCAGGGAGUUCGGAAUCGGAAUCGGUAUUGGCUGUGACGGUAUUCUUCGGUGCUAACGAUGCAAGUGUUGAAGAUAGAUGCUCUGCUUUUCAACACGUACCUAUUGAGGAGUACAAGCAAAAUCUUCAUUCCAUUGUCUCCUUCCUCAAGGGGAGAUGGCCGACAACCGAAGUUAUCCUCAUCUCACCUCCUCCAAUUGAUGAACCUACAAGACUCCUAUGUCCUUUUACAGAGAACAAAUCGGGACUGCCAGAGAGGACCAAUGAAGCUGCUGGAAACUAUGCUAAAGCAUGUCUAGCUGUUGCUGCUGAAUGUGGGGUCUCCGCUAUCGAUCUGUGGACCAGAAUGCAGCAAAUUCCUGGCUGGCAAACUGCUUGUUUAAGGUUUACAAACUUCAGUAAAUCAUGAAUGGUUAUCUGUAAUUAUCUUUUAGCUGACCACGGAUAUUGAAAAUUUUCGUCUACGCUGGCCCCCUACAGAUGUUAGAUUCAUUUCUAAGUAGUUUCAUUAUCCAUUUUUUGACGUUGCAGCGACGGUUUGCACCUGACGCAAACUGGCAACAAAAUUGUGUUUGAGGAGGUCGUGGAGGCUCUUAAAAAGAAAGGGUUUAGUUUGGAAACACUACCAGUUGAUCUCCCAGUGAUUUUUGAUAUAGAUCCAAAUGAUCCCCUCAAGUCUUUCCAAGGAAUAUGAAGUGAAAUAUAUCCAAAAUGAUCCCCCUCAAGCCCCUCCCCUCUUAAUUCCCCUUUUGCUUAGUCAGUAAUAUAUUUUGGAAUUGCUUUUAUCCCAAUUUGAGAUCAAGAUACAGAUUGUGUAUUGUUUAUUGAUUUGAAAGUAUGGAUGUUCAAGUAAUUUCUGGUAGUAUGUCCUAGCUCAAUGGAACAUGUAUUUUCUCAUAUAUUGGUAGAAGUUGAUUUACUUGUGGAA